Molecule: messenger RNA, 389 nt
Organism: Chenopodium quinoa (quinoa)
Lineage: Eukaryota; Viridiplantae; Streptophyta; Magnoliopsida; Caryophyllales; Amaranthaceae
Product: protein RSI-1-like
Exons: 3
Coding region: 104-388 (94 amino acids)
Source: RefSeq, a predicted model, not a curated record
AACUCUUCUUACACCCCUUUAUUUUGUUCAUGUCAUUACCAUUUCCAUUCUCUCUUACAUUUGCAUUGCUCAAAUCAUCUUAACUUAUUUAGAGAGUUUGGAUAUGGCUGGACGUAGUCACAUUUACAGCAUUGUGCUGGUUGUUUUACUAGUGUUGGUCGCGUUUUCGAGCGUCAUUGAGGGAAACAACAGGCUUCAUCCAGGAGAUUGUCAACCAAGAUGCAACUAUAGAUGCUCAGCUACAUCACACAGGAAGCCAUGCAUGUUCUUCUGCCUCAAGUGCUGCUCAAAAUGUCUGUGUGUACCAAAAGGUACCUACGGCAACAAGCAAUCCUGCCCGUGUUACAACAACUGGAAGACCCAACAAGGAGGACCCAAGUGCCCUUAAU